Molecule: messenger RNA, 1929 nt
Organism: Trematosphaeria pertusa
Lineage: Eukaryota; Fungi; Ascomycota; Dothideomycetes; Pleosporales; Trematosphaeriaceae
Product: lipase 1
Exons: 3
Coding region: 131-1798 (555 amino acids)
Source: RefSeq, a predicted model, not a curated record
GGCUUCAAUCGUGUGCUUCCAAACAUCACGAUAGUAUUUGAACCAUUAUGCUCUGGACACUCUGCUCGCCUCUGACGACUUCUUUUUCCUUUCCACCUUCUAAAGCAGUUCGAAUUGACGAACCGGCAGGAUGAAGUCCGAUGUUCUCCUACGGGCAGCCAUUACUAUUACACUCACUCCUCUAUCAUUCGCAUUGGAUCCAAUCGUUGACCUUGGAUACUCGACCUACCGCGGCCUGGAUGUGGGUGAUGGCACUACGCAAUGGCUUGGGAUGAGAUAUGCGGCCCCUCCGCUGGGCGAGCUGCGUUUUGCGGCGCCGCAGGAUCCGCUUCCGACGGAGGGAGUGCUGGAUGCUACGAAGUUUGGCAAUAUCUGCCUCGCGAAGAAUCCGGAGGAUUGGAGCAUGAAGCCGAAUCCGCGGUUUACACCAGGCGAGGAUUGCCUAUUUCUGAACGUUUUUGCACCGAGCGGGGCGCAGGAGGGGGGAAAGUUGCCGGUUAUGUUCUUCAUCCAGGGUGGCGGGUUUGGCAGUAAUUCGAAUGCGAAUUACAAUGCUAGUGACCUCGCGAGGGAAGGUAACAUGGUCGUGGUGUCGAUCAACUAUAGAGUUGGCCCGUAUGGUUUUUUACAGGCAAAAGAGGUCAUGGAGGAGGGCAGUCUGAAUAAUGGAAUCCAAGAUCAGAUUAAGGCGUUGGAGUGGGUGAGGGAUUAUAUUGAGAAGUUUGGUGGUGACCCCGAUCAUGUCGUUCUUGAUGGCGACUCGGCUGGUGCAACCUCCAUUGUCCUGCUCCUGACGUCCCCAAAGAUGAAGGGAGCAGGACUUUUCGUGGGCGCCAUCGCCGAAUCCGCAUCUGAACCCACCCUUCGAACUCUCUCCGAAGGCCAGGAACAGUACAACUGCCUUCUCAACGCGACAGGCUGCUCCCCCACUUCCAACCACACCUCCUCGCUAGCUUGCCUGAGGAGCCUGAACGCGACAAAGCUGCAGACCACAAGCUGCUGGUUCAAUCCGCAUCUCGACGACGACCUCAUUCCUCAGACAACCAUGGAAGCCUUCGAGAAGGGCGAUUAUCUCAAAGUGCCGACAAUCUUUGGAAGUACUGUUGACGAGGGCACCAAGAAUGCGCCGCAGACGGUCGCCACGCUGGGAGAUUACCAUGCCUUUCUGCUGAACCAGUGUUCUUCCCUAUCGAACCAAUCGCUGCAGGUACUGGAUCAGAUGUACGUGCUGAACCAGAGCGGCCCUGAAUUUCCGAACAGCGGCAAGCUGUGGCGCCAGGCCAGCAACGCAAUCGGCGACUUCCGCGCCCACUGCGUCGACAACUUUUACCAGUCGCUCAUCGCCAAGGACGGAGGCAGGACGUGGACGUAUCGAUACGGAGUCAAGGAUCCGGGGCUGGAAGCGCAGGGGUUUGGUGCGUAUCAUACGAUUGAGUUGUAUGCGGUUUGGGGGCCUAAUAAUACGGAUGGGAAUCCGCCCAAGUCGUACUUGCCCGGGAAGACGAAUGAGGGGAUUGUGAGUCUUGUGAGGGCGUACUGGGCAAGUUUUGUGAGGCAUUUGGAUCCGAAUGUUGGGAGGGCAGAGGGAGCGCCACGGUGGGAGGAUAGGGGCCUGGAGGGUGAGAGGAUGUUUAUUGGGGGUGGGAAUGCGACGAGGAUGGAGAGGAUUGAUAGCGGGGAGGAAGGGAGGUGUGGCGUGCUGGAGCCGAUGUUACGAGGGCUGGAGAGGGGCUGUCCCGCCGGAGUAGAGGUGGAGAUGGAGUUUCACGUGAGGGGUAGUGCGCGAGCGCGGUGUUGAGGGGAGCCUCUCAUGGCGUGGAAUUCCCCGAAAAUAACCACGCACGUAAUAGCCAACCUAGCCGUCUUCGUAGGUGCGUACAAUGGCACGUAUAGUCAGAUGUACGGCGAGCCAUUAGUUCCAGAGGAUUC